Messenger RNA from Kwoniella botswanensis, 279 nucleotides. RefSeq lists its product as uncharacterized. NCBI's taxonomy places the organism in Eukaryota, Fungi, Basidiomycota, Tremellomycetes, Tremellales, Cryptococcaceae. The record is from RefSeq and is a predicted model, not a curated record. The transcript has 2 exons. The coding region runs from base 1 to 279 and encodes 92 amino acids.
AUGUCUCAAGACAAUAAUGACUGGACCAGCUUCGCAGAUCAAGAGGAAUUCGACGCUUCGAUUCACGCUCUUUGGGAUCAAUCCGGAACUCAAAGUUCAGGCAAUGGAAAGGGAUAUGAUUUUGGCGAUUCGGCUUGCUCUCGGGUAACUAUUGAGGAUUACGAGCAAUUAGAAAAAGAAAAAGCGGAAAGAAUCGCUAUGAACAAACUGAUCGCCGAGUCAGACCAAUACACUUUCGACGAGGCUUAUCAAGAGAAUGAUUCCGGUUCCACAAACUGA